This is a messenger RNA of Puma concolor (puma), 2095 nucleotides long. The record is from RefSeq and is a predicted model, not a curated record. Lineage: Eukaryota; Metazoa; Chordata; Mammalia; Carnivora; Felidae.
AUGAGUAUCUCAGCUCUUGGAGGCAGCACCAAAGGGAAACCACUACUACCAGGUGAAGAGGAACGCAAUAAUGUCCUCAAGCAGAUGAAGGUUCGGACCACGCUGAAGGGGGACAAGAGCUGGAUCACCAAGCAGGAUGAAUCAGAGGGCCACACCCUAGAGCUGCCUCCUGGUCGGAGUCGAGCCACAUCCUUUUCAUCAGCUGGGGAAGUCCCGAAGACCAGGCCUCCUAGCACAAGGGCUCCCACUGGCUAUAUCAUCCGGGGAGUGUUCACCAAGCCCAUAGACAGCUCGUGUCAGCCACAGCGGCAGUUCCCCAAGGCCAAUGGAGAUCCAAAAAGUGCUGCUGGUCUGCUGAGAGCAGCUCCCAGUGGGCUUCCUCGGCCCUCCUCCUCCGGCUAUAAGAUGACCACUGAGGAUUACAAGAAGCUGGCACCCUACAAUGUCAGACGCAGCUCAGCAUCAGGGGAUGCUGAAGAGGAGGAGGUUCUCUUCUCAUCUGAUGAGCAGAAACGGAGGUCAGAGGCUGCAAGCAGUGUGGUGAGGAAGACAGCCUCCCGGGAGCACUCCUACGUUCUGUCAGCAGCCAAGAAGAGCACCAGCAGCCCUGCCCAGGAGAUGCAGGCUCCGUUCAUUGCAAAGAGGGUUGAGGUGGUGGAUGAGGACAGGCCUUCUGAGAAGAGCCAGGACCCACCUGCUCUAGGAAGAUCCUCUCCUGGCUCGAGCAGUGUGGAUGGAGACAGAGCCAAAGUGUCUCAGGGGAUUUGGAUUGAGCACAUGCUGACUCUGCCCAGCCCUGCCAGGAGCUGGGAGCCCAGUACAAGAGGUGAGGAAGUUGUCCACCUGCAGAUCACGACACCUGGGGCAGGACUCCGCCUGAUGACCCCAGACCUGGAAGGAAUGAGGUCUUCCCUGGGCUCCAAAUACAAGGAGGACCCCAGCCCUAGAGAGGCCAAGGAAGACUUGGCUGGUGAGGAGGCCUGCAAGGGCCCCAAUCUAGACCUAAGGUCAAGUGCACAGUCAAGUGAUGGCAAUGUGGGAUCCAGAGCCAUGGGCUUCCCACCUGAAGGCUUGAUUGAAGCAGACAUUGACUCUGGGAGAGGAGGCUCCAGCUCCACUUUGGCCUCUGCUGGACCAGCUGACCAGAAGAGUGACAGUCCAGCAGACCUGGAGGACAAGGAUGCACACUCGAAGGGCACCUUGGCUGAUUCUGAAGACAAGAAUGUGGCUGCCAAGGUGGGAGAGACCUGGCAGGAAAGGCCUGCAGUCCUGAGAGGUGGCCAUGGGGACCCAGCUGCACCCUCCCAGCAGUCUGCAGCCCCCAGGACCCCAGAGCAGCAGAGCAUCCCCAGAAGACCAGAGCAGCUUGUGGAACUGGACAGCCAGGCCAGCAGCACCUUGGCUGAUUCUGAAGACAAGAAUGUGCCUGCCAAAGUGGGAGAGACCUGGCAGGAGAGGCCUGCAGUCCUGAGAGGUGGCCACGGGGACCCAGCUGCACCCUUCCAGCAGCCUGCAGCCCCCAGAACCCCAGAGCAGCAGAGCAGCCCCAUAAGACCAGAGCAGCUUGUGGAACUGGGAAGCCACACCAGCAGGGUGAAAAACCCCUCGAGCUGUAUGGUCACUGUUACCGUUACUCCUUCUACUGAGCAGCCUCAUGUUUACAUCCCAGCCUCCCCAAGUGAAUUGGACUCCAUUUCAACCAGCAAAGGGAUUCUCUUCAUGAAGGAAUACAUGAAUGCUAGUGAGGUAUCCUCUGGGAAGCCAGUGUCUUCAUGCUAUGACAGCAUUAGAAGCAUUGAAGACUCAUGUGAUGUGGAGAAGAAACCUGCAUGUGACAGCUCUCUGUACUCCGAAAGAACAACUGGAGGGAUCUGUACUUACUGCAACCAGGAGAUCAGAGACUGCCCAAAGAUUACCCUAGAGCAUCUUGGCAUCUGCUGCCAUGAUUAUUGCUUUAAGUGUGGGAUUUGCAGUAAACCAAUGGGUGAGCUCCUGGAUCAGAUCUUCAUUCACCAUGACACCAUCCACUGUGGGAAAUGCUAUGAGAAGCUCUUCUAGCUCUUCCAGGCUGAGAAGAAGUUGAUGACUCCUGGAC